Zalophus californianus (California sea lion) is the source of this 2904-nucleotide messenger RNA. It is a transcript of the gene NEK11, whose product is annotated as NIMA related kinase 11. Lineage: Eukaryota; Metazoa; Chordata; Mammalia; Carnivora; Otariidae. Bases 419 to 2272 code for a protein of 617 amino acids. The transcript is spliced from 17 exons. The record is from RefSeq and is a predicted model, not a curated record. Gene Ontology annotation, molecular function: protein kinase activity; ATP binding. Gene Ontology annotation, biological process: protein phosphorylation.
CUGUCUCCCUGGCAACGGCGCCCAACAGCGGUGCCGGGAGGUCCUGGAGCUCGGCGGCUCGGCUGCACCUACGUGAGACCUGCCCAACAUACGUCCCAAUUACUGGUGGGACUGUGGGCGUGUCCCGGCCGCCGCUCCUCAGCCCUCGACACCGAAAGGUUUUAUUUUUAAGUAAUCUCCACACCUGACAUGGGGCUCAAACGCACAACUCCGAUAUCAAGAGUGGCAUGCUCUACCCACUGAACCAGCAAGGCACACCCCUCUUUUUAAUUUUUUUUUUUUUAAGGCUGGUUACUAGAAUACUUCUCACUGGCAUCAGGAUUGACCGAAGCUACUUGGAUGAAUUUGGCCAUCUUCUAGGAGACUUGAAUGUUAAAUUUCUAUAUACAAAUAAGCCAGUUCUCUCUUGUUUGGAGCAAUGCUGAAAUUCCAAGAGGCUGCUAAGUGUGCGAAUGGAUCAAUAGCCAUUUCUACUUAUCCAAAGACCUUGAUUGCAAGAAGAUAUGUGCUUCAACAAAAACUUGGUAGUGGAAGUUUUGGAACUGUCUAUCUGGUUUCAGACAAGAAAGCAAAACAAGGAGAGGAAUUAAAGGUACUGAAGGAAAUCUCUGUUGGAGAUCUUAAUCCAAAUGAGACUGUGCAGGCCAAUUUGGAGGCCCAGCUCCUUUCCAAGCUGGACCACCCAGCUAUUGUCAAGUUCCAUGCAAGCUUUGUGGAGCAAGAUAAUUUCUGCAUUAUCACAGAGUACUGUGAGGGCCGGGAUCUGGACUGUAAAAUUCAGGAAUAUAAAGAAGCUGGCAAAAGCUUUCUGGAAGGUCAAAUAAUAGAAUGGUUUAUCCAGCUGUUGCUAGGAGUUGACUACAUGCAUGAAAGGAGGAUACUUCAUCGAGACUUGAAAUCAAAGAAUAUAUUUCUGAAAAACAAUCUGCUUAAAAUUGGGGAUUUUGGAGUUUCUCGACUCCUAAUGGGAUCCUGUGAUCUAGCCACCACUUUAACUGGAACUCCCCAUUACAUGAGUCCGGAGGCUUUGAAACACCAAGGCUACAACACAAAGUCAGACAUCUGGUCUCUGGCAUGCAUUUUAUAUGAGAUGUGCUGCAUGAAUCAUGCAUUCACUGGCUCCAAUUUCUUGUCCAUUGUUUUAAAAAUUGUUGAAGGUGACACACCUUCUCUCCCCAAGAGAUAUCCAAGAGAACUGAAUGCCAUCAUGGAACGCAUGUUGAACAAGAGUCCUUCACUGAGACCUUCUGCAAUGGAAAUUUUAAAAAUCCCUUACAUUGAUGAACAACUACAGCACCUGUUGUGUAGAUACUCAGAAAUGACUCUGAAAGACAAGAAUUUGAAUUGUCAGAAGGAGGCUGCUCAGAUAAUUAAUGCCAUGCAAAAAAAGAUCCACCUGCAGACUCUGCGGGCGCUGUCUGAAGUGCAGAAAAUGACACCAAGAGAAAGGAUGCGGCUGAGGAAGCUCCAGGCAGCUGAUGAGAAAGGCCAGAAGCUGAAGAAGCUUGCAGAAGAAAAGUAUGAAGAAAAUAACAAAAGAAUGCAAGAGUUGAGAUCUCGGAACUCUGAGCAGCUAACUGUUGAUAUACUCCAUGAAUUUGAUGACCUGACUUCAGAGAACCUGCCUGAGUCUCAGCCCAUUCCUUCUUUGGACCUUGACCCACUUGAGUCAAGUAUAGAAGAUCAUGGUAUGACUGACCUUGGAGAUCAUGAGAUCCCAGAAGACCCGCUUGUGGCUGAAGAGUAUUAUGCUGAUGCCUUUGAUUCCUAUUCUGAAGACAGUGAGGAGGAGGAAGAAGAAAUAGUGUUCUCAGCCCCAGGGGAAGAGGUCAAGGAUGAGGGAUCCCGGCCUCCUUACAGAACAUUCCAACAGGACAGUGAUAUUGAAGCACUGGUCGGGUGUUUGGAAAAUGUCCUGGGUUGCACCUCUCUAGUGCUGCCCAGUUCUCAGCAGCGCCACCCGGCACCGGAUGCAGGAGCCUCAGGACAUCUUGUCAUCAUGCACCCAGACUCCGGUGAGUCUGCCCACCUCCAUAAGAGCAGGUCAGCCGUGCAGAAGCUGGGAGCAGAAGUAUUUGAAAAGGUCUACAACUACCUCAAGAGAGCAAGGCACGAGAAGGCCAGUGAAGCUGAGAUCCGGGCAGCUCUAGAAAAAGUGGUGCCUCGUGCCGGUGACUGUUUUGAAGUAGACCAGCUCCUGUACUUUGAGGAACAGUUGCUGAUCACAGUGGGUAAAGGGCCCACACUCCAGAACCCUCACCAACAAUUGUAAAAACAAGCAAGUCCAAGGGGACAAACCCAUUCAACACAUAAGCUGGACUUUAUUAUGGGAAAUGGGUACAAUGCCAGGGCUACCAUCUUUAUUAUCAGUUCCUUGUCAAGAGGAGUGAGUCCUUUAGAGAGUAGUAAACCUAUCUGCCUCUACUCUGAGUCAUGGGCCAGUCAGUGUUUGUUCUAUACUCUGAGGAAAGCUUGUGGACCAAGUGUGGCUUCCUGAAAAGCAUUCCCGCAAGUGUGCCCUUGGUGCUUCCACAGGGUUGGACACCCCCCCCCCCCCCCCGCCCCGCAACAGCUUGGAAGAUUCCAUCUACCCUUGACCAUUUCCACUUGGAGGACAGGCUCGGUGCUUGCCUGCCUCAAGUCCCCGUGCUCUAUGGUCAGCCUGCUCCCCACUUACGUCGCUGAACACUGGCUUCUGACACACUGAGCUGCUGACCAGGAGUCACAAAUGUUUGUCUCAGGUGACCUGUUUUGGGUCCACUUUUGCCCUUGCCUGCUUAACAAGCAAGAUGUGCAUAUAUAGAUAUAUGGACCUGGACUAAAAAUCUAAAAAGCAAUUCUCUUCUGUGAUUGAUUCUCCAAGCUCAUUCUCGGAGUAUUGAAGACUUUUAUUCUUAAUAAAGA